Molecule: messenger RNA, 1967 nt
Organism: Silurus meridionalis
Lineage: Eukaryota; Metazoa; Chordata; Actinopteri; Siluriformes; Siluridae
Product: myelin-associated glycoprotein-like
Exons: 11
Coding region: 386-1906 (506 amino acids)
Source: RefSeq, a predicted model, not a curated record
UAGGGGGUCUACAGAGGAAACAAAGACAUCACAACUAGUGAGAGACUACUACAAAAAACUAUUAUAAGGACUUGUCACUCAAUGCAAAUAAAGGCUCUUAUGUCUGCUGUCUUCAAGACUUGUUGGAAAUAUCAGGUGAACACAUGAUUUAAUUUAUAAUUAUCAUGUUAACUUCAGAUCCUCAUUUUCCAUUUUAUGACAAAUAAAAUGAAAAGCAAACAUUCUCACAUGCUCUUUACCUUAAUCGCAUGAACAACGAAGGAAAAGGAACAAGUAAUGACUAAAAGGGGAAAAAAGGAAGUGAUGAACAGUCCUUAAAAGACAUUUAAUGUGUGAUCAAGGACUGUGCUGUUUGCUGUGUAGUAGUUCAUAAUAAGGGAAGAAGAUGCAGAUUAGUUGCCUGUUGUGUGUCUAUGCCAUCUGGCUCAAAGUGUCUCCAGCUGUGAGCGAGUCAUGGAAUGCCGAGGUUCCUCUAACCGUGAACGGCCUUGCAGGUUCAUGUGUGGUAAUUCCCUGCCUGUUUAAGUACCCUGGUGCAGAAAGAAAGACUUCACACUUCAAAGGAAUCUGGUACAUGAAUUCUUAUGAGACAGUCUUCCAUACAGAAACGUCCAAAAUCAGCAGCACAUUCCAGCAGCGUACAAGCCUCUUGGGUGACCUAGGCCACCGAAACUGCUCUCUGAAAAUCAACCCUUUACGUAGCAGUGAUAGUGGCCCAUUCACGUUCCGGAUUGAGAUUGAAGAUUUUGACAAGUUCACCUUUGGUCAUAACAAAGUGUCUGUUUCAAUAAAAGAUUCCCCAGAUCAACCUACUCUGUCCAUUUCAGAAGAAAUGAGUUCAGGGAAAAAGGUUACCAUCACCUGUUUAGUGUUUCACUCCUGUCCCUCUGAUCCACCUAAAAUUACCUGGAGUCACAAAGGAUUAACCAGCAGCCAAUCACUGAAGCAAACCAAUGGCGAGUGGAAGAUUAUAUCAUCUCUGAGUUUUACACCCUCCAAAUCAGACCACCAGAAACAUCUCACCUGCACAGCUGAAUUUCUGGGAGGCAAGAAAAGUAGCAGCAUGGAGACUCUGAAAGUAAAAUAUGCUCCAGAAAAUGUUGCAGUGGUUUCAGAUUAUUCAGUGGUUGAGGGCAGUGACUUGAACAUGACAUGCACCAGUGAAAGUAAUCCUGCUUCCCACACAUACCACUGGUUUACUGAGGGGGGGACCUUGCUGUCAGAGAAACACACUUUCACAUUGAAGAAUGUGUCCAGACACAUAGGAUCUAUCUACUGUAGAGCUAUUAACACUGAGGGACAAGCCGACUCCAGACCUAUACAGCUCAAUGUACUGUUUCCUCCUGAGUUUAAAGUUGGCUCCUCUUGUACCGUGGACAUCACAGGAGUGACAUGCUUGUGUAUAGUAGACUCCCAUCCUGCCAGUGAAAUCAAGUUGUGGGGUGCAGAUCCAUCAUCCGAGCUAAGAAGAACACAUGAAGAAAAACACGGCUCUCUGACUAUAGUGACCCUACAGGGGGCGCUAGGCAUCUCUGACAUUGUGCACUGCGGGGCUACUAACAGUCAGGGGAACUACACCCUGACAUUACAAGUGCCUUACAGCCUCAUCCACAACAUCAAGGUGUACAUUUCAAUUGCUGUCGUUGCUUUAAUUGUAAUAAUUAUUGGCCUCUCAGUGUGGAUAACAAAACAAUGUAGGAGGAAUGCGCCUGAAGUAACACCACAGCCAAAGAUGGAAGUGAAUGCAACCAGUCUGUCUGAGCCUCAAAGGAAAUUUAAAGAUGUGAGCCCAAGCUGUUAUGGAAGUCAACAUGUGUAUGGCAACAUGGUAUCUGAGGGGCCAUAUGAAGAGGAGUACCCCUAUGAAUAUGAUAAUGAUUAUGAAGCAACGUAUGCUAAUGUGUGAAUUCCAAAGAGACUUUUUUGGACGAGAUGUCAAAAAUUUUUAUGUGUAAUUUAUUGUAAUA